CAGUUUAGUUACGAUUUCGAAAACGAACCGACGUCCGCCGCCGGCACUUACCGAGUUUCGAACAGUUUCGAAUAUUUCAGUACCCACUUCCGGUCCAGUUCCGUUCUAAUUGUGUUUGUGUGUGUGAUUUGUGGAUUGGAUUUUUUACUUUUGUUGUUGGUUUUCCCAGCGACGGCAGCUUUCCCCCGCCAGUAAUGACAAACAGCUAGCAAUAUGGGGGUGGCAGACGAUUUUGCCCCAAGCUUCACGCAGAAGCCGCAGCUGAGGCAAGAGGAUGACGGGAACAAGCUGGUCUUCGAGUGCCAGCUCUUCGCAGGUCCCAAGCCUGAAAUCAGCUGGUAUCGCAGUGAUGAACUGCUGAAAGAAGAUAAUAGGACACAGUUUAAAAUCCAGAGUGUGGCAAACAACAAGUACCUGGUGGUACUGGAACUGGAUGAUGUGGUGGAAACAGACGCUGGACUUUACAAGGUUAAAGCUAAGAAUAAGAUGGGCGAGGUGGCCGCCUCCAUCAAUCUUAACUUUAGCCCUGCAGACGAAGAAAAGCAGAAACAAGUAGACGGUAAGGCGCCAACGUUCGCGCGCAAGCCAGCAAUCCGACAAGAAGACGACGGCAAGCGAUUGAUCUUCGAGUGCCGCAUUGAAGCUGAGCCAGUGCCUAGUGUCAGCUGGUCUCAUAACGGGACCGGCGUCUCUCCUAGUGCUAGACACAAGUUAACGGUUAACAAGGACGGCAAAUCUUAUUACGCGUCGCUGGAAAUCAACAAUGUGACUGUUGAAGACGCGGGCAAAUACAGAGUGACCGCUAAGAACGAACUAGGAGAGAGUAACGCUACAAUAAGUUUAAACUUUGACAGCGAUGAAGCGCCCGUACCUGAAGAUUAUAUUAAACCUACUUUUACGGAGAGACCAGUUAUCAGACAAUCGGAAGAUGGUACAAAAAUAACAUUUGAAUGUCGAUGUGUUGGCAAACCGAAACCAACCAUUACAUGGUAUCACGGCAAAAAUAUAGUUAAGGAAAGUAGUCGUUACAAAAUAUCGCUCGAAGAGGAUCAAACGCUGUAUCACAUUGCGCGACUUGAAAUAAUAAACGUAGAGAAUGCAGAUAAAGGUGAAUAUAGGGCUGUUGCCAAAAACAAGCAUGGUGAAGGUGUAGCAAAGAUCAAUUUGAAUUUCCAAAGCGGGGACAAACCUAAAAUUCCUGACGGUAAAGCACCCAGAUUUCCCAAGAAGCCUACUAUUAGACAAGAGGGUGAUAUCCUCAUUAUGGAAUGUAUACUAGAAGCUCAUCCAUUACCAGAUAUAACAUGGUUUCAUGGAGACAAAGAAAUAAAGGAUGGUGUUAAGAUGAAGAUGUCUAGGAAAGCUAUUGGAAAAGACACGUACAAUUUAACGUUAGAAAUAUUAAGCCCCACUGCAGAAGACGGUGGAAAUUAUAGAUGUAACGCCUUUAACUUGUUUGGCGAGAGUAAUGCUAACAUUGCUCUCAAUUUCCAAGGUGGGGAUGACGAAAACGGUUUUGCACCUUCGUUUAUUGAGAAACCGAGAAUUAUUCCCAACGAAGAUGGCACGCUCAUCACAAUGCGUUGUGUUUGCAAGGCUAAGCCGGCGGCUGAAGUCACGUGGUACCGGGGAUCAACCGUCAUUAAAGCUAGUAGUAAAAUUCAAAUCAAAUCAUCAGUCAUUAGCGAAGAUGUUUAUGAAUUAGUGUUGCUUUUAUCAAACCCGACUGCAGCGGAUGGUGGCGCUUACCGCUGUCAUGUCGUAAAUGAGUUCGGAGAAAGUAACGCUAAUCUGAACCUAAAUAUUGAAGCAGAACCAGAGCCUGAGGGUGAAGGUCCGACAUUUGUUGAAAAACCAACUAUUCAAUCAAAGGACAAUGGAAAAUUAGUAGUUAUGGGUUGCAAAGUUAAAGCAAGCCCAAAACCAACAAUCGUCUGGUACCACGAGGGUAAAGAAAUACGGGACUCAUCAAAAAUUAAAACCAGGAUCGAGGUGAAAGAAGAUAUUUAUACCAUAAUAUUAGAACUUAUCGAUCCUGGCAUUGAAGACUCCGGAUUGUAUAAAUGCAAUAUUAAAAAUGAACUUGGGGAGCUCAACGCGAAUUUAACGCUCAAUAUUGAAAUCAUUCCAGUUAUUAAAGAGAAACCAAAGAUCAUUAAAAUAGUUAAGAAGAAGACUGUGAUUGUUGAAUGUAAAGUAUUAAGUAAAUUUGCUCCUGCGUGUACGUGGUUUAAAGAAGCUAGUGCUGUUAAAGAAAGUUCAAGACAUACAGUUUUGAUAGAACCAUCCAGAGAGGGUGAAUUUACAGUUAAGUUAGAAAUUUCGAAUGUUAGCCAACAAGACAAAGGUUCUUACAAAUUGGUUGCUAAAAACGAGAAAGGUGAAGCCACUUCACAAGUCGUGGAGAUCACCGAGAUACCUGAAGAAAAGGGUGAAAAGCCUUCUAUCAUCAAACAUUUUAGAAGCUUGGCUAAAAAAGAAAACGAAGAAGCCGAAUUUGUUGCUGUUUUGAAAACAUCUGAUCAAUCAUGUAGAUGUACAUGGUACAAAAAUUCAACAGUUAUAAGAGAUUCUUCAGAAGUAAAUACAUCGUUUGAUGGUACAAACGCUCGCCUUAUUAUAAGAAAGGUGACAUCAAAAUAUGUCGCAAAUUACAGAGUUGUUAUAAGAAAUGAAUAUGGAGAAGAUGAGUCUAGUGCAGAUUUAACCCUUGUUGAGGAAAAGAAAAAGAAAAAGGAGGAAGAGGAAGAAGAAACUACGGUGAUUGAGGAAUCUGAAGAAGAAAUGUCAAUCGUAGAAGAAAAAUCAAUUAUUGAAGAAAAUCAUGUCGAGGAAAGAAAAGAACAGAAAAAACAAGCGGAGGAGGAAGAAACUACUAUCAUCGAGCAGAAAAAGGCAGCUGCUAAAAAGGUUACAAAGAAGCAGGAAAUGAAAAUUGAAACUCAAAAUGAAGAAGUCUCAGUUGAAGCAAAGAAGUCUGAAACAAAAGCUGAGGCUAAAACAGUUGAGACUAAAGUUCAAGAAAUAAAGAAAGCUGAAGUAGAACAAGAAGAGACCAAGAAAAUUUUAGAGAAGAAGACUGCAAAGACAGAAGAAGAGAAAAAAGCACUCUUAGAAAAGAUUGAAAGUAAGAAAAAACCAGAGCCUGAACCAGAAAAGAAAAUUGAGGGAAUUCCCAAGCUCAAACCGGUUAAGCCAAAAGAAGAACCAAAAGAUGAGUCGGAAAAAACUACCAAGAAAACAGAAGAAAAGAAGAAAGUUAUUAAAAAGAAGGUUAUUAAGAAGAAAGAAGAAGAUGAAUUCAACUUUGAUGACGAUUAUGAGCGCCCUGUUCUGGAGAAGUACGAAAGAAUCACACCUACACCACUCCAAAAAACACCUAAGGUUGAUGAUACACCAAAGACCAAGCGUGCUUCAAUUUCUGAAAGUACUAAGAAGCCACAAGAAGAACCAGAAGAGAAACCUAAAGAUACUACUACUUCAGACAAAGACCACAAAAUAGAUACAAAUGAUGAGGUUGUUGAAGAAACAAGAAGAACAAGUAUUAAAAAAGGUAUUCGGAAACCUGAAGAACCUAUUGAUGAAAUAUCACAGAUAAAAUUAUCAAAAACUCCUACAAAACCAACUGAAAUACAGACUGAAGAACCCCAAAGCGCUCAAUCUAAAAAGGCUAUUAAAAAGCCUGAAGAACAGAAAGAGUUUGUCGAUGAUUACGAAAGACCAGACCUCGAAAAAUACGAUAAGGUUUCUCCAUCGUCUCUUGAUAAAACAAAGAAAGAAAAUGGUAUUUCUGAGGAACCAUCAAAAUAUGUAGACGAUUAUAAAAAGCCUGAGCUUGAAAAAUACGAAAAAGUUACACCUACACCAAAAGACAUACGUCGUCCAAGUGAUACUCAGGAUGAGACGGAUAUGAUGACUGGUAAAAUUAAGCCUAAACCAAAAGAUGGUGAAACAGAAAUGCCUGCACUCCGAAAACGAACUAUCGUUAAAGAUAAGGAGGAGGAGAAAAAUUCUGAUGAGAAACCAAAGCCCAAAACUACCAAGAAAGAUGACACUAAACCAAAGAAACGUUCAUCUCUUAAACAGAAAGAGGUUGAUGAAGAAGAAUUUAUUGAUGAUUAUGAGAGGCCAGUUCUUGAGAAAUACGAAAGAAUUACUCCAACUCCUAUAGAGAAAAAGAAGAAGGAGGAAAAACUUCCAAAAGAGAUCCACUCCACUUCAUUCGUACAACGUCAGUCAGUAAAAGAUAAUGAUAAACUUGAGCCAAUGGAAAUUGACGAGAAUGAAGAUUAUCCAGGAACAGAAUACAAAGCUAAACCAAAGAAAGAUGAAGAUACAACAACAAAAACACAAACAUACCAAAAUGCACAAAAUGAACCAAUGGAAGAAGACGAUAGUUAUGAAACAGAGACACGAUCGGUAGGGCCAAAGAAAGAAAAAACGCAAAAGUAUCCUUCUCUCAAAGAAGAAGAGGACAUUCCAAAACACACUGACGCCAGAAACCAAACAAAACCCGAAAAAGAUAGCAAAUAUGUGACCUCACCUACAGAUACCGAUAGCCCAAUUGUUAAGGAUGACGACGAACCGAUCAUUGAUAAAUCAAAACGUAAAGAAAACGUCACUAAAAUAAAACCGAAAGAAUCAGAUGAACCAGAAGAAGUUGCAAAACCACUUCUCCGCAAACAAUCUAUUAAAACAAAGGAUGAUGAGCAGACAACGGAUGAUAAAGAGAAUAUUAAACCGAUUAAAAAAGUUAAAACAAUUUCGAAAAAGCGUCCUUCUUUAAAAACAAAAGAGGUUGAGGAAGAAGAAUUUGUCGAUGAUUAUGAGAGACCUGUCCUUGAAAAAUACGAAAAAAUCACGCCGACACCAAUUGAAAAAAAGAAAAAGGAAGAAAAGACACCUGAGGAUGUUCCUUCUUCAACUGUUCAGAGACGCCGUUCGGUCAAAGGCAAAGAUAAACCAGAGCCGAUGGACGUUGAUGAAAAUGUCAAUUUGUCUGCACCGAAAAAACCAGGAAAACCUGAACUGGAAGACGUUACACUUACACACAAAACACCCGCUGAUAGUACACCCACGGUGGAUGAAGCCGAAGCAAAACUAAAGGUUAGAAAGCCUGAAGUUGUAGAAGACGCCACCAUCAAACGGCCUUCGGAUAAACCUAAAAAGGGAGAGGACACCGAAGAGUCAGUCAGCCUCACCAAACCCAAAACUAAGACAAGCACAACUGCUCCUGAAGAUGCAUCACUGACACAAAAAACUCCAGCAAAGAAAAAGCCGACGGAGGGUUCUGAAGCUGCUAAGCUCAAAAUUAAAAAGCCAGCUGUCGUUAAGAAAGAUAAUGAAGACGAUGUUGGGGAACCACUCACGAUACAAGGUGGUAAAUUCCAAGUACCACAACUUAAGAAAACAACAAAGAAAACACAAGACAAGCCCAAAAAUGCCACUGCUACUGACAAUGAAACCGCGGAUGGGUACCAACUGGACUUCGUCGACGACUACGAGAGACCGGUAUUGGAGAAAUAUGAGAAGAUAACGCCAACUCCAACAGUUCGCGAGAAGAAAGAAAAAGAAGUUACACAGGUCGCACAUGCAGAACAGCAUUUAUCUGUAAAGACCGACAGCAGGCGUACAUCAUCUGCGUCCAUUCAAAGUGAAGUCGAAAUGAAGUCCGAGAGCCGCAGGAGUUCGAUAAUCGAGAACAAAGCAAUAAAGAUGACGAAGGAAUCUGCUGAAAGCAGAAAGUCUUCCAUAUCUUCGAUAUCGGAACAACAGGAAGUUUCUACUUUGAGAAAGGGAUCACUGAAGACUGCUGUAAAACAAGAGGCUCAAGUGAAUGAAUUAGAGAAAGUUAAGUUAAAGGAUGACACCAUUGAAGAUAUUAAUGACACACCAGACUCACCUCAAUGGCGACCUACGCACACAGACACACAGGUGACAGACAAGUCUCAGCCAAAACGUAGUAUUAGCUUAGAUCAAACGAAACCCAAAGAUGAUGUUAACGGUAGACGAAGACACAGCAAAGUUGAGGAUACCGAAGAUGUAACCGAAACAAAUGAGACAAAUAUCAAACGAAAAACAUCACUAGAUAAACCUAUUGAUUCCACAUAUCCGUGGCGUCGAUCUAGUAAAGUUGAGGAAAAAGAUGAUUCGGACGAAGAGUUCUUUAAAAAGAGAGAUAUCCGCCGAAAAACAUCUAUUGAUCGACCUACUCACCCUAGUUUUCCGUGGAAGCCCUAUACAGAGGAUGAGGAUUCCUUGACCAAUGAAACACUUGGGUCAGAUAAACCAACGUCAGUAUUGAAUAAAAAUAAUGAUUUGGCUCACACAACAAAGACAGCUACAUCAGACAUAUCUCAAACAACACAGAUUCCUUUACAGCUUCUGCUUGAAACAGAGGACACAACAAAAGAUAUCUUAGGAAAGCUAGAAUCCGUGAUAAAUCAAGCUGAUCAAGUAAAACAGAACAACGACAAUAUUACACUAUUACAUAAUCCAUUAGAUGAUAAAACAGAUAAAGACGAAAUAUAUCCAUGGCGCCGUCAAAGUAGAACAGUUGAGGAGCCAAUGAAGGUACAAGAAGAAAAAGUAAAUAAUGAUUUAACGAAACCAAAGGUACCACAAAACGUUACACAAACUGACGCAACAGAUAUCUCACAAAAAACACUAUACCCUUGGAGAAAACAAAAAGAGAUUCCAGUUCUAAUAACCCCAGAGCCGGAUAAAAAACAAAGCGAGGUGCCAUUCUCGUGGCAAGUUAUUCCUGAAAUUCCGCAGGCUGAACAAACACCAGAACUAGAGGAUAAUUACAAACCAACUUUACGUGAACAAGAUAUUGCACCCUGGAGAAGAUCACGAUCUCCUCAGGCUGAAAUAAACAUCCAGGACGAGAGAAAGGCUUCAUUAGCACACAAUCAGUUACCUGACGAGAAAGUGGCUCACAAAGAAGUAGCGGUAGAAGAAGAAGCUAAGAAAGCAAAGGUCACUUCAGUGAAGAAAAAGGCCGAGGAACUGCCUGAGAUUGCUGACUAUGAUAGACCUGAUCUAGAGAAAUAUGAGAAGAUUUCACCCACUCCCACGACCAGGGAAAAACCAGAAAAAGAGCAGGCUGAGAAGCCUAAAGUGCCCGAAAUCAAGGCACCUGAAGAACCACCAGCUGCGCCUAAGAUUGAAGUUAUUAAAGAGAAGUCACCAAAACCAGAAAUGCCUCGUAAACCAUCGCUAUCACCAGCUCCUCCAGCAAGACGUGGGUCUCUCAUUCCUCCGCCGGAGGAAAUGGGUAGACGCCCUUCACUCCUUAUCAGCGAUGAGGAGAAUAGAAAACUAAGACCUGGUGAAGUGAUCGAAGAGAAGAAGGUCACGAAAUUACGGCCAGGCGAAGUUUUAGACGAGAAAAAGCGAAGAAAAUCCGGUGAUUCAAGAAGACCAUCGAUCCAGGACUUGGAGGACUUAAUCAACAAGCCUUCAACACCUCUUAAGCCCACUGGAAAUGACGGCCCACCAAUUGUCGAGGCCCAAGAGAACUACAGUGCCGUUGAAGAUCAAACUGGAUACAUCCAGGUGUCGGUGGAGGGUAACCCCCCACCAACAUUCAAAUUCUACAAAGGCGUCACUGAGAUUAUCGAAGGUGGUCGCUUCAAAUUCGUCACAGAUGGCGAAGCGGGUCUCGUUACGUUAUGUAUGCGAAAGGUUAAACCUAAUGAUGAAGGUACAUACAAGGUGGUUGUUAGCAACAUCAAUGGCGAAGACUCGGCUGAAACACAGCUUUACGUCUCAGACGCCAGUGGUAUGGACUUCCGUGCCAUGUUAAAGAAACGGAAAUACAAGAAAUGGGACGAAAACAAAGGUGAUCCAAACUGGGGUGAUUUGAAGGAGGUUGAAAAACCUCUACCUGCUCUAAAAAAGGUUGAAAAGGGAUUAGAAACUGGAUAUUUUGAAGACGAAGGGAAUAUUGUGGUUGUGUCAGAAGGUCGAGAGAUGCUUAGAUUUCCGGCACAGCGCAGAAACUCCUCAAACUGGUCCUGGUUUAAGGAUAUAUUUAAAAAUCGGAGACGAAUGUCUCUGCCUGAAAUAAUACCCGAUUGGCCUGACUUGAUGGAGGCUGUCAAAACGAAGAAACAAGAGUCCUUCUUGAAGCCACUUGUUGACCAAAAUGCUAAGGAGGGCAAAGACAAAAAGGUUACCUUCGAGGCGAUCUUCUCGAAGCCAAAUUCUAAGCCGAAAUGGUUCUUCCGUAAGGAUGAACUUUUCCCUGGCUCGAAGUAUAAGAUGACAAAUGAACAGGAUUCGUACAAAUUGAUUAUUUUCAACCCGAAAGUGGAAGAUACUGGAAAAAUUACAAUUGAAAUUGGUGGUGUUUCUUGCACUGCGUUCCUGCAAGUAGAAGAGCCAGAUCCUACAUAUAGUUUCACGAAGCAUUUGAAGAAAACUUUGACAGGGUACACGAAGCAUGAGGUGGUCUUGGAGUGUACUAUUUCAAGCAGUCUCGCUAUUGUAUCUUGGUGGAAAGGAGAAGAAAAGAUCGAAGAUAGCGAUGAUGUUACCAUAUCAAAGGAUCUGUCUGGUGUUUGUAAGUUGAUCAUAAAGAAAGCUAAAUUGGAAGAUGCAGCCAAGUACUCAUGUCGAAUUGAGAAGCAGACUGAUAAGACUGAGUGUGAUUUGAAGAUCGUAGAAUACCAAUACAAAUUCACCAAGGUCCUGAAGUCACAACAAGCUAUUGAAAAAGACACGAUAACAUUACUCUGUGAGCUGGACGAUGCUGCUGGUGAUGUUAAAUGGUUCAAGAACGACCAGCCUCUGAAGGUAGACAAACGAGUAUCCAUAGUAAAGGAAGGUCGUAAGCGUAAGGUCGUAAUCAAAGAUGCUAAAGUAACAGAUGCAGGCCACUUCAAGUGUGUCAGCAAUGCUGAUGAGACUACUUGCGAAUUGAUAGUCAAUUACUCUAAUCGCUUCAAUAAGAAGUUGAAGGAUACAGAAGGAAUUGAAAGGGAAAAGAUGGUUCUGGAAGUGGAACUCCAGGAUCAGACUGCGGAAGCUGUUUGGUCUUUCAAUGGAGAGCCCAUUGUUCCCAAUGAGAGGAUUGAAAUCAAAAACCUGGGUGGUGGUAAGCACCAGCUGAUCUUUAACAAGCUGGAAAUGGAAGAUGAUGGAGAGAUCGUCUGUGAAUCUGGCAAACUUCAAUCGUCAUGUAAGCUGUCUGUGAAGAAGGGAGAGUCCAAGCCAAUGAUUGAGUGUCCUGAUGAAUUCCACGGUACUGCUGGUCAUCCUUUCGUUAUCGAGGUGCCUUAUAAAAUAACCGGCAACAGACAAACACAAAUCGAAGCGAAACUUAUCAAGGACGGUAAAAUCCUACCUAACAAGGAAGUCGAAGCCGUGGUUGAACAAGAGAAGGUUCUAUUCAAGAUCAAAAAGCCAGUCCGAGAAGCAUCCGGAAAGUACCAGAUCAAACUAUCGAAUGCUCAAGGUGAAGACUCGAAGGACGUCACCAUUAGCAUGCAGAGUGAACCAACACCGCCACAGAAUGUGGAAGUCAGCGAGAUCUUCCAGACUUCGUGUGUGGUUACGUGGAAGACGCCUCAAGAUGAUGGUGGUUCACCGAUCAUCAAAUAUAUCAUUGAACGACAGGAUCUGUCUCUAAAAGCAGCGUGGGAUAACGUUGGUGAAGUUGCUCAAGGAGAACCAACCAAAUACAAAGUGGAAGACCUCAUUCCCAAAAAGACUUACAAGUUUAGAAUACGUGCGGUUAACAAGAUUGGUUCUAGUGAACCGGGACUCUUCGCCAAGCCAGUUUUAGCUAAAGAUCCUUGGGAUGAACCAUCCAAACCCAAAGGCGUGGAACUCACAGACUGGGACAAAGACCACGCAGACCUGAAGUGGGAGAAACCAGACAAUGAUGGAGGCGCCGCCAUCACCGGAUACCAAGUGGAAUAUAAGGAAAAAUUCGGCAAAGACUGGGUGAAGGGUGUGGAAGUAUCUGGUGAUACACUUAAAGCAACUCAGGAUGGACUAAAAGAGGGAUGUACCUAUGAGUUCAGGGUUCGUGCCAUUAACAAGGCCGGUCCUGGUGAACCUAGUGAUAGCACUAAGCCUAUUAUCGCUAAGUGUAGAUUUGUGAAACCAUACAUUGUUGGCGAGGGUCUUCAGAGUAUGAUCAUCAAGAAGGGUCAGGUUAUCUCGUUUGACAUCAAGUAUGGUGGUGAACCAGAACCUGAAGUGAAAUGGAUGAAGGGUGAAGAGAGACGCGGAAAGCCGUUCACGGAGAAGGAAAUUAAUGAAGAUGGUGAACGUAUCACCAUUGAUAAGUACGAGAGGAACACGGUUCUCACCGUAAGGAAGACCACGCGACCGGAUAGUGGAAAAUACAAGCUGGUGUUGACCAACUCAUCUGGUACCUGCGAAAGUAUUGGAGAUGUCGUUGUACUUGAUAAACCCAACAAGCCUAACGGUCCGAUCGAAGUUACGGAAAUCCGCGCGGAGAAGGCGACUGUCAAAUGGCAGAAACCAGACGACUGGAAGGGAUCCGAUAUCACUGGAUACACGCUGGAGAAACUCGAUAUGGAUACUGGAAACUGGAUCCCGUGUGGCGAGACUGGCCCAGAACCGACUCAGUUUACCGUCACAGGUCUUACCCCCAACCACAAGUACAAGUUCAGAGUUCGAGCCGUCAACAAGGAGGGAGAGUCUGAACCUUUGGAAACUGAUGGAUUCAUCGUUGCGAAGAAUCCAUAUGAUCCUCCAAAGGCUCCAGGAAAGCCAACUAUUAUUGAUUAUGAUAAUAUGUCUGUGACCCUACAAUGGGAGCCACCAACUGACAAUGGUGGUCGCCCGGUGUUGGGUUAUGUAAUUGAGAUGAAGGACAAGUUCUCACCAGAUUGGAUUGAGGUUAUUAAAACAACAGACACCAAGACAGAGGCGAAGGUAGAAGGUCUUAAAGAGAAGAUGAUCUACCAGUUCAGAGUAAAAGCAUAUAAUAAGGCUGGUGUUGGUGAAGCUUCUGAGCCCACCGCAAACCACCUCUGCAAGCAUAGGAACUUGAAACCUCGCAUUGAGCGCAGUACCUUUAAGUCUGUGAUAAUCAAGGCUGGACGUACACACAAGUGGUCAGUGGAUGUUAUUGGUGAACCUCCACCAGAAAAGACCUGGUCUUGGCGCGAAAACAUCAAGCUAGUCAACACAGAACGUAUUAAGAUUGAGAAUCAAGAUUACCACACAGAUUUCACAAUCGUGAACGCUGUAAGACGUGACACUGGCCAAUAUACCUUGAGAAUUGAGAACUGCAAUGGUUUUGAUCAAGAGACAGUUGAACUUACAGUACUUGGCAAGCCCAGCUCGCCCAAAGGCCCUCUCGAAGUAUCAGACAUCCACGCGGAAGGCUGCAAGGUUAGGUGGGAGAAACCAGAAGACGACGGUGGUUCUCCCAUCAAAGAAUAUGAGUUGGAGAAAAUGGAUCUUGCAACAGGAAAAUGGGUGCGCGUGGGCAGGGUUGCUGGUGACAAGAAACCAUUGGAAAUGGAGGUGACCGGUCUAGAACCAGGUCAUCAGUACAAGUUUAGAGUGACAGCUGUCAAUGAUGAGGGUGACUCGGAGCCUUUGGAGACUGAAAAGGCCAUACUCGCUAAAAAUCCGUUUGAUGUGGCCGAAAAGCCAGGCAACGUGGAGGUGGCUGAUCACGACAACCAAAGUGCGGAGAUCAAAUGGGACCCUCCCAAAAACGACGGAGGCGCGCCUAUUCAGAAGUAUAUCAUACAAAAGAGGCCCAAAGGCGGAGAUUGGGAGAACGCCGCUGAGGUUCCUGGAAGCGCAACAAGUGGCAAAGUCGAUGGCUUACCUGAAGGAAGCGAAUACGAGUUCCGCGUGAUCGCAGUUAACAAGGCAGGACCUUCGGAGGCCUCUGAACCCACCAAGAUGACUACAAUUAGACAUAAAGCAUUGAAACCACGCAUCGACCGAACCAACUUGAAGGCAAUUGCGGUGCGCGCAGGCAAACCCAUAUUCUUCGACGUCAACGUCAGAGGAGAACCCGCGCCCAAGGUGCAGUGGUUCCAGAAGUGGAAGGACGUCGAGAAAGAGGUCACAGAAAACGUUAUCAAUGUGGAUUACAACACGAAACUGGACAUCAAGGAGUCGGUCCGCGCUAUGACCGGGACGUACCGUAUUCUAGCGACAAACGAGCACGGAAAGGAUGAGGCCGAAGUGGAAAUCACUGUCCUCUCAUCACCAAGCAAACCUGGCGGUCCACUCAAGGUCACGGAUGUUACGAAGAAUGGCUGCAAGUUGGCCUGGAAGAAGCCGGAAGAUGAUGGCGGUAAACCCGUGACAGGUUACGUAGUAGAGAAAUUGAACAAGGCGACUGGCCGUUGGGUUCCGGUUGGAAAGACCGAUGACACAGAGAUGGAGAUUAAGGGAUUACAGGAAGGAGAAGAAUAUGAGUUCAGGGUUAAGGCUGUCAAUGACGAAGGAGAGUCGGAACCGCUUAAGACUGACCACUCUAUCGUUGCUAAGAAUCCUUACGAUAUCCCUGGUAAGCCAUCUGUACCAACUAUUGAGGACUGGGACGUGGAUCGCGUAGACUUGAAAUGGGAAGCUCCCAAAAACAAUGGAGGCGCUCCCAUCACUGGCUACAUUAUUGAGAAGAAGGACAAGUUCGGAACAUGGCAGGAAGCUCUGGUUACGACUACGCCGGAGUGCAAAGCUCGCGUGCCUGAGUUGAAAGAAGGCAACACAUACCAAUUCCGAGUAAGAGCGGUGAACAAGGCGGGUCCGGGUGAACCGGGCGAACCCACGCAACCUCAUCUCGCCAAGGCUAGAUUCUUGAAACCGCACAUCAACCGCGACAAAAUGGUGGCGAUCCGUGUUCGAGCUGGUACCACUAUCAAAUUGGAUGUUGACAUCAAGGGUGAACCUCCACCGACCAAGACUUGGAAGUUUGCCAACAAGGUCAUCGAGACCGGUCCAGGUGUAAAACUGGAGAAUGAGGACUACAACACCAAACUGCAGAUAUCAGAGUCCUCGUGGAAGAACACUGGCAUUUACACCCUGAAAGCGGAAAACGAUUCUGGAGUGGACGAGGCCACUGUUGAGAUUACUGUACUUGACAAGCCAGGCAAACCCGAAGGUCCGCUGGAAGUAUCCGAUGUGCACGCGGAACACGUGAAGCUGUCCUGGAAGAAACCCAAGCACACGGGAGGAUUGCCUCUCAGCGCCUUCAUCAUUGAGAAGAUGGACACGCUCACUGGCAAAUGGUCACCCGCUGGUACCAUUGAUCCGGAUGUUACUGAGGCUACAGUUACAGGACUUGAACCGGGUCACACAUACCAAUUCCGUGUGAAGGCCCUCAACGAGGAAGGAGAGUCCGAGCCAUUGGAGACGGACCACGGCAUUCUCGCAAAGAACCCGUACGAUGUCCCAUGUCCCCCUGGACUUCCGGAUAUCGUGGAUUGGGACGAGAAAUCUGUGAAAUUGAAGUGGGAGCCCCCGAUACGGGACAACGGAGCACCCAUUACUGGAUAUAUCAUUGAAGCAAUGGACAAAGACCGUGGAGAGUUUGUCAAGAUGGCAGAAGUACAAGGCAACAUCUGCCAAGGCACUGUACCCAAACUCGAAGAGGGCAACCAGUACCAGUUCCGGGUACGAGCUGUCAACAAGGCUGGAAAAUCUGAGCCUUCGGAGAACACCAACUGGCACACUGCUAAGCCAAGAUUCUUGAAGCCACGCAUCGACCGCACAAACCUGAACCCGAUCACCGUCAAGGCUGGUCUUCCUGUCUCCUUGGACGUGAAGGUAUUCGGUGAGCCGCCAGCCACCGUCACGUGGCACUUCAACGGCCAGGAACUCGCCAACCGCGAGAACCUGGAGAUCAUCAACGUGGACUACAAUACCAAGUUCUUGAUGAUGAAGAGCAAACGCGCCAACAGCGGCAAAUACGUGAUUAAGGCGAAGAAUGAAGUCGGCGAGGACGAGGCUGAAGUGGAGAUUAUUGUUGUUGGCAAGCCGUCCAAACCAAAGGGACCCUUGGAAGUGGCAGACGUGACUAAGAACGGAUGUACAUUGACCUGGCAGAAGCCGGAAGACGAUGGUGGAUCACCCAUCGAAUACUAUGAGAUUGAAAAACUCGAUCCACUCACUGGUCAAUGGCUCCCUUGCGGCACAGCAAAGGACUGCAAAGCAAAUGUAACAGGCUUACAGGAAGGCAAACCUUACAAGUUCAGAGUUAAGGCUGUUAACAAGGAGGGAGAGUCAGAGGAAUUGGAGACUGAUAAGACCAUCAUAGCUAAGAAUCCAUUUGAUGAGCCCGGCAAGCCUGGUAGACCCGAGCCACGCAACUGGGACAAGGACUUCGUUGAUUUGGAAUGGUCAGCGCCGAAAGAUGACGGUGGGGCUCCCAUUACUGGAUACAUCAUACAGAAGAAGGAGAAGGGCAGCAGAACAUGGCAAGACUGUCUUCGUACAACUGGCGAUCGUCCAACGGGCCGUGUGACAGACGUGGAAGAAGGCCACGAAUACCAAUUCCGGGUUAUCGCCCAGAACAAGGCAGGCCCCGGAGAACCUUCCGAGCCAAGCAAAUCCGUUAUUGCUAAGCCGAGAUUCUUGGCUCCACGCAUCGACCGCAAGAACCUUCAAAAACGCAAGGUCAAGGUGGGUCAGACGCUUAAGUUUGAAGCUGACGUGAAAGGCGAACCUGAACCCACGAUAACUUGGAUGCUCAAUGAGAAACCCCUCAAAGUCGAGGAGCGUCUCAAGAUUGAGAACCAGGAUUACCACACCUCGUUCACCCUGCAAAAGGUGACGAGAGCUGAUGGUGGAAAGUAUGUGGUGACAGCCAAGAAUGACACGGGAGUCGACAGUGUGGAGAUUGAAGUUAUGGUCGUCAGCAAACCGGCGAAACCUAAGGGACCUUUGAAGGUUUCUGACGUAAAAGCAGACGGAUGCAAGCUCCAAUGGGAGGCUCCCGAAGACGAUGGAGGGGAACCUAUCGAAAGCUACGUCGUGGAACGCAUGGACACGGAAACCGGACGCUGGGUGCCCGUUUGUACCACAAAGACGCCAGAAGCUGACGUCACAGGCUUGAACGAGGGCAAGGACUACCUGUUCCGAGUGAAGGCGGUGAAUCCAGAGGGAGAGAGUGAGCCGUUGGUCACUGAGACCGCGACCACGGCUAAGAAUCCUUAUGGCGAGCCGGAUGCGCCAGGCAAACCGGAGUUCAAGGACUGGAGUGCGAACCACGUAGACCUGAAGUGGGAGAAGCCAGCAAACGAUGGUGGAGCUCCCAUCACCGCUUACAUCGUGGAGAAGAAGGACCGGGACACUGGCAAAUGGGUUAAGGCUGUUGAGGUGCCUGGCACCAAGACUGAAGCCCGAGUGCCGGAUCUGAUUGAGGGCAAGACUUAUCAGUUCCGAGUGAAGGCUGUGAACAAGGCUGGCCCCGGAAAGCCCUCCACCGCCACUGACAACUUACUGGCUAAGGACAGAUUUGCCCCACCACGUAUCGACCGCACAAACAUGCGUGAUCUGACGCUGAAGGCUGGCCAGAAUAUCAGGCUGGACAUCAAGGUCACUGGCGAACCAGCUCCUACAAAGACUUGGUUCCAGAACAAAGAGCGUCUGUCAACACGAGACGAUCUCACGGUGGACGUGGAAGACUACAGGACCAAGUUAUCGGUGAUCAUCGCGUCUCGCAAGCACAGCGGCACGUACGUGCUGAAGGCGGAGAACAGCAGCGGAAAGGACGAGGCCUCCAUACAAGUCAUCGUAUUGGAUGUGCCAGCUAAACCCGAAGGACCGCUUAAAAUUUCGGACGUACACAAAGAAGGCUGUACGCUCAAAUGGAACGCCCCGUUGGACGACGGUGGUGCUCCGAUCGAUCACUACUUGGUCGAGAAGCUCGAUACAGAAACCGGCAGAUGGCUGCCAGCCCUCAAGACUAAGGAACCGAAGGCUGAAAUUGAGAACCUGGUUCCAGGACAUGAAUACAAGUUCAGAGUUUCUGCUGUCAAUAAUGAAGGCGUUUCAGAACCAUUGGAAGCAGACCACUCCAUCAUUGCGAAGAAUCCGUUCGAUGAGCCCGGCAAGCCCGGAACACCGGAAGUGGUCGACUGGGACAAAGAUCAUGUUGACCUCAAAUGGCAGAAGCCUAUUAAAGAUGGAGGUGCACCCAUCACUGGGUACAUUAUUGAGAAACGGGAAGUUGGAUCGCCCAAAUGGGUCAAGGCUUGUGAGGUCGGUCCUAAUGACAACGAAAAAGCCACAGUGGGUAACUUGGACGAAGGCACCGAAUACGAGUUCAGGGUGCGAGCUGUUAACGAGGCUGGUCCUGGUGAACCUAGCGAUGCCAGCAAAUCUGUUACCUGCAAACCUAGGAGAUUGGCACCAAAGAUCGACCGCCGUAGUUUACGUGCCAUCAAAGUACGUGAAGGCGAACCUAUCUCAUUGGACGUUAAAGUUUCCGGUGAACCACCACCAGAUGUCGCUUGGUCUCUCAACGGAAAGAUGGUCACUAGCGGUAACGGACUUAAACUGGUUAAUGUUCCGUAUAUGAGCAAGUACCAGCAUUCAAGUCCGCGAAGAAAGGAUUCCGGCGUAUACAAGAUCCAGGCGGUCAACAAGUACGGAUCAGACACGGCCGAAGUUGAAAUUACUGUUGUUGGCAAGCCGGAUAAACCCGAAGGACCAUUAGAAGUGUCAGACAUUCACAAAGAAGGAUGUACGCUGAAGUGGAAGAGACCUAAAGAUGACGGAGGCGAACCCAUCGAGGCCUAUCUGGUGGAGAAGUACGACACAGAAACCGGCACUUGGCUGCCAGUCGGGAAGACUAUUGGCAAUGUUCCCGAGAUGGAGGUUGACGGAUUAACACCUGGCCACGAGUACAAGUUCCGAGUGAAGGCGAUCAACAAGGAGGGCGAGUCUGAACCUCUCGAAACCUUCGGACCUAUUGUUGCGAAGGAUCCAUUUACUGUCCCAGAAGCACCAUCUGCGCCAGUGCCAGACGACUGGUCGGCCAACCACGUGGACCUCAAGUGGGAGCCUCCUGUUUCCGAUGGAGGGUCACCGGUCAUUGGUUACAUCGUGGAGAUGAAGGACAAAUACAGCCCGUUAUGGGAAAAGGCUGUUGAGACGCAUACGCCUAACCCAGCUGCUACUAUUAACGGCUUGAUCGAAGGUAACGAAUACCAGUUCCGCGUGAUCGCAAUAAACAAGGCUGGCCAGAGCAAGCCUUCGGAGUCCAGUAAAAACUUCGUGGCUAAACCGCGAUUCCUCGCUCCGAAGAUCGACAGGCGCUACCUUCGCGACGUGACCCUGUCUGCCGGAUCCACUCUUAAGUUGGAAGCCGCCAUCACUGGAGAACCAGCUCCGGCUGUGGAAUGGAGAUACCAGAACAUGCCACUGCGCUCAUCCAAGGCUGUGACAAUCGACUCACCGGAGUACUUCACGAAACUGAUAGUACGGCCUGUGAGAAGGGACGAUACCGGGGAAUACACCGUGACGGCGGCCAAUUCCAGUGGAAAAGACACUGUCACUAUCAAUGUGUUGGUCACCGACAAGCCAAUGAAGCCAGAGGGACCUUUACAGAUAUCGGACGUUCACAAGGACGGCGCUACCCUGAAGUGGAAGAGGCCGAAGGACGAUGGUGGAGCUCCGAUCGAAUAUUACCAGAUCGACAAACUGGACACCGAGACUGGCGUCUGGGUACCUUGUGCUAGAUCUGAUGAACCAAAAUGUGAUGUCACAAACCUGACACCUGGCAAAGAGUACCAGUUUAGAGUAGCGGCGGUCAACUCGGAAGGAGAAUCUGAACCAUUAGUCUCGGAGACUAGCAUUGUUGCUAAGAACCCGUAUGAUGAACCUGGUGCACCUGGAACGCCGUCAGUGACCGACUGGGACAAGGACCACGUGGACCUCAAAUGGACUCCGCCCACCGAAGAUGGUGGAGCUCCCGUUGAAGGAUACAUCGUGGAGAAGAAGGACAAGUUCGGAAACUGGGAGAAGGCGUUGGAAGUUCCUGCUGAUAAGACAAACUGCACUGUUCCUGACCUGGUCGAAGGACAGACUUAUGAGUUCCGAGUCCGUGCGGUCAACAAGGCUGGUCCGGGAGUGCCAAGCGACAGUACCCACCCGAUUGUGGCCAAACCCAGAAAUCUGGCCCCUAAGAUUGACAGGACCAACCUCAUUGAUAUCAAGAUCAAGGUUGGACAGAAGUUUGCCUUUGACGUUAAGGUAUCUGGAGAACCAAUGCCUGAAACCAAAUGGUUCUUGGGCAAGCGGGAAGUUAAAUCGAGCGGUGAUGUUAAAGUACAGCAUUCGGACUAUAACACCAAAAUAACCUGCAAAGCGGCGAGAAGAGGCGAUAGCGGGAAAUACACAAUUACUGCUGAAAACGUCAACGGCAAAGAUGUCGCUGAAGUGGAAGUCAUUGUGCUGGACGUGCCCAGCCCGCCUGGAGGACCACUUAAGGUCUCCGACGUCCAUGCAAACGGUGCUAAGCUAUCAUGGAACCCACCAGGAGACGACGGUGGUCAACCCAUAGAGAAGUACAUCGUCGAGAGGAUGGAUGAAGCCACCGGAAGAUGGGUAAACGCCGGAGAAACCGAUGGACCCACGACUAACUUGGCAGUUGACGGAUUACAACCUGGACACAAGUACAAGUUCAGGGUCCGAGCUGUUAAUAGGCAAGGAAAAUCAGAGCCAUUAACGACACCGCAUGCAACAGAGGCCAAGAAUCCCUUCGAUGUCGCAGGCAAGCCUGGAACGCCCAGGAUCAAGGACUUCGACAAAGACUUUGUGGAACUGGACUGGACUAGACCAGACAGCGAUGGCGGUGCUCCCAUUACUGGAUAUGUUAUCGAGAAGAAAGAUAGAUUUGCGCCAGACUGGGAAGAAUGUGCACAGAUCGAGGGUGACGUUACAUCUGGUAAAGUUCCCGACCUGAUCGAAGGCAACACCUACGAGUUCAGAAUUCGUGCCGUAAACAAGGCUGGCAAAGGUGAACCCAGUGACGGAACGGCGCCACACCUUGCGAGGCCUAAAAACCUGCCUCCCAAGAUCGACAGAAACUUUAUGUUCGAUAUCAAAAUCAAAGUGGGACAAAACUUUGAAUUGGACGUUCCAGUUAUCGGAGAACCGACACCCACGAAAGAAUGGCUUCACGAAUCAAAUCUCGUUUACAAUGCGGACAGAGUUAAGAUCGUCAAUGACGAUCAUUCGUCUAAAAUCAGGGUGGUAGACGCUAAACGUGCAGACACAGGAAUAUACACGCUUAAAGCCAAGAAUAUCAACGGAACCGAUUCAGCCACAGUCAAAAUCCUCGUCAUGGACGUCCCGACGGCUCCUGAAGGACCGUUGCGGGCCGAUGAUAUUACAAAGAACGGUUGCUCACUAAGAUGGAGGCCGCCUAAAGACGACGGUGGCUGCGAGAUUACACACUACGUUAUCGAGAAGAUGGAUCAAGAAAACCUGCGCUGGAUUCCAGCCGGUGAAGUCCAAGGCUGUCACAUUCGUAUCGAUCACUUGAUUGAAGGACACGAUUACAACUUCCGCGUCCGCGCUGUCAACAAGCAAGGAGAAUCUCAGCCAUUGGUCGGCACCGAGCCGAUCACCGCUAAAGAUCCCUACGGUACGCCCGACAAGCCUGGAACUCCUGUCGUCAAAGACUGGGACAAAGAUCACAUGGAUAUCGAAUGGGUCCCGCCCAAAAAAGAUGGCGGAUCUCCCAUCACCGGCUACGUCAUCGAAGCGAGAAAGAAAUACGGGCCGUGGGAGGUCGCUGCAACCGUCCCCGGCAACAAAACGACGGCAACUGUUCCCGGAUUGCAAGAAGGCGAAGAGUAUGAGUUCAGAGUCAUCGCCGUCAACAAAGCUGGAAACGGUGAACCGAGCGAUGCAUCUACCCCUCAAGUGGCUAAAGCGCGAUUCUGUGCACCGACUUUCGACAAACACCUUCUUUGUGACAAGACUGUCAAGGCCGGACAGAGAAUUCAAUACGAAAUUCCGAUAGAGGCCUCUCCGAAGCCCACGGUCGAAUGGCAGAUCAACGGUAAACCCGUUCAACCCUCUGACAGAAUCGAUAUUCAAGUCCUUCAUAACAGGGUCAUACUAGACAUUCCAUUCUCCGUCCGCACAGAUGGAGGCGUUUAUAAAUUGACUCUCAAAAAUGACCUCGGAGUCUGCUCAGCCUCUGCCCAAGUUAUUGUAUUAGAUAAACCGUCGAGGCCCGAGAAACCUUUAGUCGUAGCGGACAUUACCAAAGAUUCCUGCUCGUUGUCAUGGAAAGUACCACUCGACGACGGCGGCUCUCCCAUCUUGCAUUACGUCAUCGAGAAGAUGGACCUGUCUCGCGGUACCUGGUCAGAUGCCGGCAUGAGCACCUUCUUAUCACACCAAGUUACUAGACUCAUUCACAAGAAGGAAUAUUUGUUCCGAGUUAGCGCAGUAAACGCAAUAGGACAAUCUGAGCCCUUAGAAUUAGAUCGUGCCAUUGUUGCUAAGAAUGAAUUCGAUGAACCGACCGCUCCGGGCAAACCUCAAGCUACAGACUGGAGUAAGAACCACGUUGACUUGGAAUGGACUCCGCCGAAAUCUGAUGGUGGCUCGCCGAUCACCGGAUACAUCAUUCAGAAGAAAGAAAAGGGCAGUCCCUACUGGGUUAACGCGGCUCACGUCCCAGCUAACAAGAACAAAGCUACGGUUCCUGAUUUAGUAGAAGGACAAGAUUACGAGUUCAGGGUCAUCGCGGUCAACCAAGCGGGACAGUCUGAACCUAGUGAACCAUCAGAUAUUAUCACUGCUAAAGACAGAUUUGUCGCACCAAAGAUUCUUACCCCGCUCAAAGAAGUCAGCAUCAAAGCUGGUCUUAUCUUCCACUUGGAUGUUGACUUUAUUGGUGAACCGAUUCCUGAAGUCAAAUGGACAUGUGACGGCAAACCAGUCGUUACUAACGAAAGAACUACGGUUACCUCUGUCGGUCAUCACACAAUUAUUCACACAGUGAACUGUAAACGAUCUGACGCAGGAAAAUACCACCUGUCACUCAAGAAUGACUCUGGAUCUGAUGAAGGCAGCUUUGAGUUAAUAGUUCUGGAUGUACCUGGACCUCCGCAACCACAAUUUGAAUAUGAAGAAAUCACUGCUCAAUCUGUUACAUUAUCUUGGAACGCACCUAAAGAUAACGGUGGUAGUGAACUGACAGCUUAUGUUAUCGAAAAGAGAGAUUUGACUCACGGCGGUGGCUGGGUGCCGGCUGUCACGUAUAUUAACCCACGUAACACCCACGCUACAGUACCCAGACUGGCCGAAGGCACAAAGUAUGAAUUCAGAGUGUUCGCUGAGAACUUACAAGGACGUUCAGAGCCCUUGGUAACAGAUAGGGCUGUAGUAGCCAAGAACCAAUACACGGUCCCCGGCAAGCCUGGAAAACCAGAGCUUUUGUCGGCUGACAAAGAUCACAUUAAGAUCAAAUGGUCGUCACCAAUUUCAAAUGGAGGAUCAAACAUACUGGGCUACGACGUUGAAAGACGAGACAAGGCGACGGGCCGCUGGAUUAAAGUAAACCGAGAACCCGUGCGAUUCAAUGAAUAUAAGGACGACAGAGUACAAGAAGGCCACCAGUAUGAAUACAGAGUAUCUGCCGUUAACGCUGCUGGUGCUGGUCAACCUUCAGAUGAGUCUAACGUAUUUAUCGCUAAACCAAUGAAAGAGAAACCUAAACUAAGCUUAGACCACCUGAUUGGACGUAAGAUUAAAGUGCGAGCGGGAGAACCGAUUAAUAUUAACAUUCCAAUUGCCGGUGCACCAACACCGACCAUCUCUUGGACUAAGGGAUCCAUUCCGCUUGUACCUUCACAUAGACUGUCUUCUGAGACAAAAGCUGAUCUUACUAGGCUUUGUAUUGAAAAAUCUACACGAGAUGAUGCUGGAAAAUACACAAUUACGGCUUCAAAUGAACACGGCAAGGAUUCGGCUGAUAUUGAAGUAAUUGUUGUCGAUAAACCUGGACCACCCAAGGGACCACUUUCUUGUACACCGGUCACUCAUGACACUAUCAGUUUGACGUGGAACCCGCCAUCAGACGAUGGUGGCAGUGAAAUCACUGGCUACAUCGUUGAAGUCGCUGAAUUCGGCGUCAAUGACUGGCGUACAGUAGCUGGUUUCUGUCCCAAAUGCUCGUUCAAUGUUAAGAAUCUGACAGAGGGCAAGAAAUAUGUAUUUAGAAUACGCGCUGAGAACUUAUAUGGUAUCUCAGAGCCGCUAGAAAGCAAACCUAUCAUUGCUAAAUCGCCAUACGACCCGCCAGAUGCGCCUGACACACCUCGAAUCACAGGCUACAGUGCAAACAGCUGUUCUCUAGAAUGGGAGCCACCGAAGAACACCGGUGGAAAGCCUAUCACAGGAUACUAUGUUGAAAAGAGAGAACGAGGAGGCGAAUGGGUGAAGGUCAAUAACUACCCAACUCCCAACACUUGCUACACCGUCCAAGACUUACGUGAAGGCAACCGCUAUGAAUUCCGCGUAAUUGCUGUUAACGAAGCCGGACCCGGUAAACCCAGUAAACCCACCGACUCGAUUGUUGCUGAAACACAGAGACUCAAACCUAGCACUCCUGAACCUCCUAAGCCUGACAGAGUUACUAAAGACUCUGUUACGUUAUCGUGGAGGCCACCAAAGAGCGAUGGUGGAUCCAAACUCAAGGGAUACAUCAUUCAACAAAAAGCCAAGGGCGAUAAGGACUGGAAGGACGUCAACGAUACGCCUAUCCCGAGCUUGGUGCACACAGUACCUAAUCUUAAGGAAGGAGAAGAAUACCAAUUCAGACUCAUCGCAGUCAAUGAAGUUGGCAAAUCUGAACCCAGCAAACCGACAUCGGAUAUCGUCAUCGCUGAACAGCCUAACAAGCCAUGCAUGGAUCUUGGAGGUGUCCGAGACAUUACUGUACGAGCUGGAGAAGACUUCUCCAUCCACGUGCCAUACACUGGAUACCCUCAGCCGACGGCGUCUUGGUUCGCUGAGGACAACCUUCUUGACGUCGAUGGAGAUUCAAGAAUAUUCCAAAAAAUUACCCCAGAAUCGGCCUCUCUCGUCGUCAAAAACGCUAAGAGAUCAGACGGUGGACAGUAUCGCUUACAACUGCGAAACCCAUCAGGAUACGACACUGCUACAAUCAACGUUCGCGUUCUCGACAGACCUGGAAAACCAGAAAACCUGCGCGCGGAUGAGUUUGAGGGUGAAGCUCUCACUUUAUACUGGAACCCACCGAAAGACAACGGCGGUGGUGAAAUCACAAACUAUGUCGUUGAGAAGCGCGAAGCUCGCACUCCAACUUGGACGAAGGUAUCCGGGUACGUCACAACACCGUUCUUACGGGUGAAGAACCUUUCGGUUGGCAGGAGUUACGAGUUCCGUGUAAUGGCUGAGAACCAAUAUGGACAAUCUGAACCGGCUCAAACCCUCGAGCCGAUCAGAGCCAGACAUCCCUUCGAUCCACCAGGAGCACCCGGAGCUCCAAGCUCCGUGGAAACCACGGAAUCCUCAAUCACACUCACAUGGAACAAACCACGUCACGAUGGAGGAUCACCGAUCACUGGUUACAUUCUUGAAAAGAGACUGAUAACCGAGGACAAGUGGACGAAGGCGUCCCACGCACACAUUCCAGACACGACUUACAAAGUCACAGGAUUAAUAGAGAAUCAUGAAUACGAAUUCAGAGUGGCGGCAGUUAAUGCGGCAGGCCAAGGACCAUACUCCGCCAGUUCAGAUGCGAUACGUGCGUGUGCGCCGCCCAACGCACCUAAAAUCACAAGCGACCUUAGUCUACGCGACAUCACAGUUAUCGCAGGGGAAGAAAUUAAGAUCACCGUGCCAUUCACUGGCAAUCCCAGACCGAAGGUAUCAUGGAUCGUGAACAACGAUGAAGUCUUCCCAGAUCACCGCAUUCGUUUCGUCACAUCCGACAUCGACACUGUCUUCUACAAUUCGAGCGCAAAGAGAUCAGACACUGGCUCAUACACCGUCAAACUUGUUAACUCUGAGGGAUCAGACAGUGGAACCUGCAGGGUUCUAGUUGUAGACAGACCAUCCCCACCAGUGGGUCCAAUGGAAGCGUCGGACAUCACACCGGACACUUGUACCGUGUCCUGGAAAGUGCCGCUAGAUGAUGGCGGAUCGCCAAUUACCAACUAUAUCGUGGAGAAGAUGGAUAAUACUGGCGUGUGGUCAAAGAUCUCAUCCUUCGUCCGAGGCUGCCAUUACAACGUGAUGGGCCUGGAGCCAGAACGCAAGUACCUGUUCAGAGUGCGCGCUGAGAACCAGUACGGUGUUUCAGAGCCGCUUACUAUGGAUGACCAUGUUAUUGCUAAGUUCCCAUUCACGGUACCAGACGCACCAGGCGUCCCACGUGUCACCGAUUGGGACGGUUCGACGGCUACCGUCAUCUGGGACCGUCCGAGGUCGGACGGAGGGGCCCGUAUUCAAGGAUACAAGAUCGAGUACAGAGACGUACAGGAUAAGAUUUGGACCAGCGCCGACUAUCUUGUUAAGGACUGCAAUUAUCAGGCAUACAACCUGGAACCCGGCCACGAGUAUGAGUUCCGCGUGCGCGCUAAGAACGCGGCUGGCUUCAGCAAAUACUCCAGUACGUCGCAAGUGUUCAAAGUACGCGGACGUGCCGGACCACCUUCGGCUCCGAGGGACCCUCGGGUGUUGCGAGUCGGAAGGAACUAUGUUGAUGUGGCUUGGGAUGCACCUGCUAAUGAUGGAGGUGCACGUAUCAGCGGCUACAUUAUCGAAAGACGCGAGUUGUCAAGCUCCGUUUGGGUCAAAUGUAAUGACUACACAGUUCUGGACACCAGCUUCACAGCCCUCAAUCUCAGCGAGAAGGCAGACUUCGAAUUUAGGAUCAUUGCUGUCAAUUCUGCUGGCAAAUCGGAGCCAUCCUCUUGCACAACGCCCGUGAGGACUGGUGAAGAAGUGGGUGGAGCCAAGCCGGAAUGGCUGAAGAAGUUAGCGCCUCAUCUCAACGUGCCCAUGGGCAGACCAUUCACUUUGGAGUGUGUCGCCUCCGGCAGCCCCUUGCCUACAGGCAGGUGGAUGAAGGGUGGACGGGAAGUUGUACUUGGUACCAGAUUUAUAGCGGAAUCCCGCGAAGGUACCCUCCGCCUGAACAUCCUGGAGGUGACGGAAGCAGACGAAGGCGACUACACCUGCGAAGCCUUCAACUCCAUUGGACACAUUUACUGUACUGCCCAUCUCAAGAUUGGAAGCCCACCAAGGAUUACCCGAAUGCCGGGAGACUUGCACUUGCCGGAGCAUGACAACACCAAGAUCAAGAUUCUGUACACGGGAGACCAGCCCGCUGACGUCACUAUCUCUAAAGAUGGCCGUUCACUUAGCGAGUCUGUUCACUUCAAGUUCACAGUGUUCGAUGAUUACAUCCUUAUCUUCAUCAAGGAUAUCACUAAGGAUGAUAUGGGAACAUACAAAGUGACAAUCAAGAACAGCUCGGGAGAGGUAUCCGACACCUUCUCGGUGACAGUUACUGGAUUACCCGGACCUCCCCAAGGACCGCUUGAAGCCACAGACAUCACCAGGCACACGUGCACUCUGGCCUGGAAACCGCCCACUUACGACGGAGGAAUGCCUGUCACCCACUACGUGGUCGAGAGGAUAGAUAUUUCUGGAACAACCUGGAUUACCAUCGCGUCGUGCGUUAGAGAUACCAGGUUCACAGUGCACGGCUUAACCGAAGGACAAGAAUACAACUUCAGGAUUCACGCUGCUAAUGAUAAUGGAAUCGGACCCGCCCUCGAAGGUGUUAAUCCUGUUAAGGCUAAGGCGCCGUUCGACCCACCAUCAGCUCCUGGAGUACCCAAGAUCGUGGAAGUCGGAGGACACUUCGUUCACCUUGAAUGGGACAAACCUGAAAGUGAUGGAGGUGCACGGAUACAAGGCUAUUGGGUAGACAAACGCGAAGUGGGCUCUCAGAGUUGGCAGAGGGUGAACCCUGGUCUCUGCGUGGCCACGCAACUUAACUGCGCCAACCUCAUAGAGGGACGCCAGUACGAGUUCAGAGUGGUCGCACAAAAUGAGGCAGGUUUAUCACCACCCAGCACUAACAGCCAACAAGUGCACGCACAGGAUCCUGCAGCGGCAACUCCGCCAGAGAUAGUGAAACCAUUGAAGAACGCGAACUGCAUCCAGUACCAUAACGCCAAGUUCCAGUGCACCAUCACUGGAGUACCUCGGCCUACCAUCACUUGGUACAAGGGUGCUCGUGAAAUAAUGAACGGCCCCCGAUACCGCAUAUGGAGCGAGGGCGACAACCACUUCUUGACCGUACUAGAGGUGUACGGUGAGGAUGCGGACGAAUAUCAGUGCAGAGCUGUCAACAAGGCCGGUGCCAAGAGCACCAGGGCUGAACUUCUCAUUAUGACUGCACCAAAACUAAACGUCCCACCACGCUUCCGUGACACGGCCUACUUCGACAAGGGCGAAAAUGUCGUGAUCAAGAUUCCUUUCACCGGACAUCCGGUUCCCAAGAUCACCUGGGUCAGGGAGGGAGAGACCAUCGAGUCUGGACUGCACUAUCACGUUGAGAGGAAAGAACGUCACGCUAUAUUAACAAUUCGUGACGCGAGCAAACUGGACUCUGGCCCCUACCGCAUCACGGCUGAGAACGAAUUGGGACAGGACUCUGCCAGCAUUCACAUCGAGAUUAGCGAUCGUCCGGACCCACCUCGCUUCCCAGCGGUAGACAACAUUGGCGUGGAUUCACUAGCUUUGAGCUGGCGUGCUCCACUAUGGGACGGCGGAUCGGAUAUCACCAACUACUUGGUUGAGAAACGAGAACACCCUAUGUCUAGCUGGAUUAGGGUUGGCAACACCAGGUUUACAACGAUGGCAGUAACAGGUCUUGCGUCUGGCAAACAAUACGAGUUCCGCGUAUACGCCGAGAACAUCUACGGACGUUCGGAGCCAAGCGAACCCACGUCCCUAGUACAAACUAAGUCUAUUAUUAAGAAGGAGUUCAAGAAGAAGGAAUAUCCUGUGGACGAAACCGGCAAACGUAUACGAACGAACGCAGACCACGGCCCAGUGAAGGAUUACGACAGCUAUGUAUUCGAUAUUUACAGCAAAUACGUGCCGCAACCAGUCGAGAUUCAAACUUGCUCCGUUUACGACAAAUACGACAUCUUAGAGGAGAUUGGCACAGGUGCAUUCGGCGUGGUACAUAGAUGUCGCGAGAGAGCCACCGGAAAUAUAUUUGCGGCUAAAUUCAUUCCCGUCACCGGCGCUAUGGAGAAGGAAUUGAUUAAGAAGGAAAUAGACAUUAUGAACCAGCUGCACCAUAGGAAAUUGAUCAACCUUCAUGAUGCAUUUGAAGAUGAUGACGAGAUGGUGCUGAUAUUUGAAUUCUUGUCCGGUGGUGAGUUAUUCGAGCGAAUAACCGAACCCGGCUAUAACAUGAGCGAAGCCGAGGCAGCGCACUAUAUGAGACAAGUCUGUGAAGGAGUCAAACAUAUGCACGAACAAAACAUUAUUCAUCUGGAUCUGAAACCUGAGAACGUCAUGUGUCAGACCAGAACUGGUACUGACGUUAAGAUCAUCGACUUUGGCCUGGCCACGAAAUUAGAUCCCAAUGAAGUGGUCAAGAUAUCGACUGGCACUGCUGAGUUCGCAGCCCCAGAGAUCGUGGAGCGAGAACCGGUUGGCUUCUACACUGACAUGUGGGCCGUUGGAGUUUUGGCCUACGUCUUAUUGUCUGGACUCUCGCCAUUCGCGGGUAACAACGACAUCGAGACCCUGAAGAACGUGAAGGCCUGCGACUGGGAGUUCGACGAGGAAGCUUUCCAGCACGUAUCUGAUGAUGCCAAGGACUUCAUCAGGCGGCUGCUGGUUAAGAACAAGGAAAAACGUCUGACAGCCCAUGAGUGCCUCAUGCACAAGUGGUUGGCGGGUGACGCAUCCGCUUCUAGGACCGCUACUAUCGCCGCCAGACGCUACGAGGCUAUGCGGGACAGGCUUCGUAGGAGAUACGAGAACUGGUCAUCAUUCGUCCUGCCGAUCGGAAGGAUCAGCGAAUAUAGUUCUCUGCGUAAACUUCUUAUUGAGAAAUGGAAGAUCUACGAUGGACAAUUCGAUCGUCGGCAAGCGGCGCCACGGUUCGUGAUAAAGCCCCAAUCAGCCUUCUGCUACGAGGGUCAAUCCGUGAAGCUGUACUGCCGUAUCAUCGCCUGCGCCGCCCCAACCGUCACCUGGAGCCACAACAACAGGGAGCUCCGCCAAUCCGUCAAGUACAUGAAGAGAUACGCGGGAGACGACUACUACUUCAUAAUAAACCGUGCCAAGUUGGAAGACCGCGGCGAGUACAUCAUCCGAGCGGAGAACCACUACGGCUUCAGAGAGGAAGUUGUCUUCUUAAACGUACAACCGGUACCUAAAGUACAGAGACAGCAUGUGCCAGAAGCUCCUCGUCGCCGCGAGCCCACCCCGUACACCUUCUGGCAAGAAAGCAGCGAGACCGCUCCAUCCUUCACCUUCCAGUUGAGGCCCAGGGUCAUGCAGGCCAGGGACACUUGCAAGCUGCUAUGCUGCUUGAGUGGAAAACCACCUCCAACUGUCAAAUGGUACAAGGACAAACGCGAGCUAUCGAAGUACGACUACGCGAUGUCGAACUCCGACGGCGUGGUGACGAUGGAGAUUAUCGACUGCCAGCCCGGGGACAGCGGGAAGUACUCGUGCGUCGCCACCAACGUGCACGGCACGGACGAGACUUCAUGCGUCGUUAUUGUCGAGGGUGAAGUAGUGAGCGAGGAACAAGCGGCCUUAGCCCACAACUUGCUGCAUUCAGGCGAGAGACGAUACAUCGAGAAACACCUUAAGCCUGCGCCUGUGCCGAUCAUUACUAAGACUAAGGUGACAAUUGACCCCCCAAGCAAAUCCACAACGAUGAGGCCCAAAUAUUCACCACAGAGCUCGGUAGAGGCCAGCAAGAAGAAAUAUGGCUCCAAACUUGACUCGGAUUCUGCGUCUCGGUCGAGAAGUGCCACAAAGGAAUUAAUAUUGCCAGCGGCCGACGCGAGCAUGUGCGCGCCAUCGUUCGCGCGCGCUCUGCCGGACGCGUGGGCGGCGAGGGACGGCGCGCCCUUGCUGCUUUCCUGCUCGGUGCGGGGAGACCCCGACCCUCGAGUGGAGUGGUUCAAGAAUGGGCAGCCGUUGCACUCCUCUGAGGUUGUUGACCUUAAAUACAAGAACGGCGUAGCGUCGUUGGCCAUCAAUGAAGUGUUCCCAGAAGAUGAGGGUGUGUACUCUCUGAAGGCAAUCAACAGUCAGGGAGAAGUUGAGACCAAAUGCAGCGUCAGUGUUAAAGCAUCAGACGGAGGUGCCAGCGCGAAGUUGGGCGACAAACCUCCGAGGAUAGUGGAUCAUGCCAUCUCGCAGAUCGUCAACGAUGGAGAUGCUGUCACAUUGUCAUGCAGAAUAACGGGUGCCGAUCGUUUCGACGUCGUCUGGCUGCACAACAACAAGGAGAUUAAGCCUUCGAAGGACUUCCAGUACUCCAGCGAAGCCUCCAUUCACAAACUACACAUCGCUGAGAUAUUCCCAGAAGACGCUGGUGUAUACACAUGCGAGGCCUUCAAUGAUGCGGGUGAAUCAUUCUCGUCGUGUACGUUAGUCGUUCGUGUUUCGGGCGAAGAGAUCACUACGCCCCAAUACACCAGCUUCCCUAACUCCACGACUACAGUUAGCGCUGAGCCGGCUGCCUUCAUAGCUGAGUUGGAGAAGCCACCUCUCCAACUCCAAUGGUUGAAGGACGGCAAACCCAUCGACGAAACAUCAACCCGCUACAGAUUCACAAUGGAAGGCAACUCCAAGUACCGCUUUGAGAUCGCCUCCACCUCGAGCGACGACAGCGGCCAGUACCAAGCGCGCGCCGUCGGCUCCAAGGGCGACUCCUUCGCGGCUUUCUACCUUAACGUAGUCGACAACUAAACGACACUGACUGACAUAUAACAUUUAAAGUAGCGGCCCCGGCAUGGCACCCUGCGCGACCCCAUGAAACUCUAAAAAAAAACGCUAUUUAUUCGAACUUUUCAUACGAUUUUUUAUACUAUACGGAGUCUUCGAAACUCGUUUAAAUAUAUUAUAAUUAAUUUUAAAAAUAUUUAUUACUAUUUAUUAAGUAAUUUAAGUGUUACCCUAUCGAAUGCCUACGAGAAGCUUGGAACGUUUCGCUCUAGUCAUUAAAUGUUUAUUUAUUGUCCUCUAACAUGCAGCUUCUGGAGAUUUAAGCUUGAAAUUAAUAUGCGAAGAUUAGAAUCGAACCGACGACCCUUUGUCCAGUAUUCCGUUCGCCACCACGGAGUAAGUUCAAAUGGUCGCCAGUGAAUCGCAAUCUUUAUUUUUUACAUAACAUGUAAUAUUAAAUUGUAAAUAAAUAAAUUUAUAUCAUGUGACCGCAAUUUAUAAAUAAAUAUGUAUACUUAAAAA
Pieris rapae (cabbage white) is the source of this 30471-nucleotide messenger RNA. RefSeq names its product twitchin (gene bent). Bases 214 to 29973 code for a protein of 9919 amino acids. The record is from RefSeq and is a predicted model, not a curated record. Gene Ontology annotation, biological process: protein phosphorylation. Gene Ontology annotation, molecular function: ATP binding; protein kinase activity; protein binding. The transcript has 162 exons. NCBI's taxonomy places the organism in Eukaryota, Metazoa, Arthropoda, Insecta, Lepidoptera, Pieridae.